This is a messenger RNA of Trichomycterus rosablanca, 2919 nucleotides long. RefSeq names its product cellular inhibitor of PP2A (gene cip2a). The transcript has 23 exons. Bases 47 to 2737 code for a protein of 896 amino acids. The record is from RefSeq and is a predicted model, not a curated record. Lineage: Eukaryota; Metazoa; Chordata; Actinopteri; Siluriformes; Trichomycteridae.
CUAAACAUGGGGGUGGAUAUAUUUCUAUAAAAGUGUCCCCCCCGGAAUGGAUGUUUCAACGAAUUUAAAGUCUCUUCUUCUGGCUAUUCGUCAGUACAAAAACAACAAGGCCACACAGAAUUCAAUACAGCUACAAAAACAAAUUGAAGAUGUAUCAGGCCUGAAGUGCUCCAGGAUCUUGACCUCAGGCCAGGUUCUUCCCAGCGAAUGUCUAAAUGGCCUGCUGGAAGUAGCCGCGGAUCCCAACACCAGUCCUGCUCUUACAGGGAGCAUCCUGGCACUGCUCAGCCAGCUUGCAUCUGACGAUGAGAGCAAAGACGCCCUUCACAGCAGUUACAACAUUGUAAGCACACUGGCUGCCAUCAUUCAUUGUAACAGAUCUACCCCAGAGGAGCCAGUUGUUCUACAGUGUCUUCAGGUCCUACAGAGACUCACUUACAACGUGAGAAUGCUGCAUUGUGCCUCGCAUAUAGAUGACCUCCUCAGUUUCCUCAUGCUGAAUAUCCAGUCUAAUAACGAUGACAUAACGAAGCAGUGUUUGGGUCUGAUGGCCAAUCUGUGUCGACACAACCCGUCCGUGCAGGCUCAGAUCAAAUCUCAGAGUAACGUCAAGGCUUUCUACAGGGCGCUAAUUCAUUUCCUCGGUCAUAACUGCCUGACUGUGGUCGUCUUCGCUUUAUCUAUUCUAUCUAGUCUCACCCUCAAUGAGGAAGUGGGUCAGAAGCUCUUCAAUGCAAAAAACAUCCAUCAGACUUUUCAGCUCAUCUUCAAUAUUACGGUAAACGGGGACGGCACCCUGACGCGGAAUUACGCCGUCGACUUGCUGGUGGAUCUCCUUAAAAAUGCCAAGAUCGCAGAUUACCUCACGAACUAUAAGCACCUUCCAGUCUGCUUGAACGAAGUGGUCGGCCUGCUCCACGGCAAAGACACCGAUACAGCCGUCAAGGUUCUGGAGCUGCUCGUGUCUCUGUGUUCGGUACCAGCCUUGCGCAGGCUCAUCUGCGAGACGGUGUUGCGCCCCGCAGCCCCUCGCCUACAGCCCGGCACCAGGAACGCUGCCCAUACCAGGGGGGCAGAGCCCUGUUUGGCACUGCUCCAGUGGGCAACAAGGCCCCUAAAUGGACCAGAGCAGUGCUGCCUGCUGGCCCUGGCACUAUUUACUGAACUUUUUGAGGAGGUGAUCGAUUCAUCACUCUCAGGGUCGUCUCACUCGUUUUUGGAGCUUCUGCUGCCAGCCCUGCAAGGAUUGUUGCAGGCUCCCGACCCCAGCGAAGGAGAGGAGCAGCUAAGGAAGCACUGUACAAGAGCGGGGCGUGUCCUCGACCUCCUGCUGGUCUUAUGUAGAGAAGAAUAUUUUAGGGUCCUGGUGUCGAAGCACGUGAGCUCGGAGCUGUGCAUGUCGCUGGUGGAGCUCCUGCUCUCCAACAGUCAGGACUACAUAAGCUCUAUCUGCUCUGGCUCAGGCUCUCAGCUCAGCCAGAUGUGCUCUGAGACUGUCCUGAAGACCCUGGAGCUGAUGAGCCAGCUGAAGCAGCACACAGCCGACAUGGAGACGUGCUUCUACCGAAUGCUGCAGGACCAACGUGUGGUCACGCCCCUCUCUCUGGCUCUCACAUCUAAUCACAGAGAGCGCGUCCACGCCGCGCUGCGCGUCCUCUUCGAAGCUGCCCCGCUGCCCGAUUUCCCUGCCGUCAUUCUAGGUGAAAGCAUCGCCGCUAAUAACGCGUACCGCCAGCGCGAUGCCGAGCUGACGGUCAGAGGUGGCGGCGUCCAGGAGGACGGACUUCCCGCAGGAAAGACCUUUUCCCUGUCCGCCCCGGCUCCAGCCAGCCCCACCCGUCAGAGCAUCGACAGCCUCAUCGAGAAGCUGCAGAGUGGCAUUCAGUUACAGGAGCAAAUGAAAGACGUGCACAUGUCCGAGAUCAUCGACGUAUACGAACAGAAGCUCUCCGCUCUCGCCUCUAAGGAGGGUCGUCUGCAGGACCUGCUGGAGGCCAAAGCUCUAGCUCUGUCCCAGGCUGACCGGCUCAUCGCUCAGUACCGGUGUCAGCGAGCCCAAGCCGAAGCCGAGGCACGAAAGCUUGCCUCUCUGCUCAAGGAAACCGAGAGGAUGAAGGAAGAGCUCCAGGCCGAGCUGAACGAUCAGAUGCUGGAGGUGGACAGGUUGAAGACGGACAGCCAGCAGCUGCUGCAGCACAACGGGCGUCUGCAGGCCGUGUCUGACGAGCACCAGAACCUGAAGAGCACCUACAAUCAGCUGCUUAGCAGGUACAACAAGAGUGAAGGGACGCUGAAAGAGCUCCAAGCCGCCCACACCUCCCUCACCCAACAGGCAGAAGGACUGAUAAAAAGCAACGAGGCGCUCAAACUGCAGCAGGGCAGACUGUCGUCAGAGCUGCUCCAGAAAGAGGAGAAAAUCCAAAUCAUGGAAGCAACCGUCCAGGAAAAGCAUGAAACUAUAGCUGACCUGCAGGCUGAGAUGAGGACACAGAAGGAGGAGGCCAGUGAGAUGGAAGAAAGCAUCAACAGCCUGAGAAAGGAGCUUGCAAAGACUGAGCAGGCCAGGAAGGAUGCCAGCAUCAGGGCUUCAUCUCUGGAGCUGCAGAGAUCUCAGCUGGAUGCCAGACUGCAGAAGCGCGAGGAGGAGCUGAGCAAGCACACGCAGAUGAUCGCCAUGAUCCACAGCCUCAGCAGCGGCAAGCUGAAGAACGACGCCACGGCCAACCUGUCGCUCUGAUGCGUGCGCAUGUAUAGACAUACACACAAGCACGCGCCUAAAUAUGAUUUUUAUCUAGAUAUGCAAUAUGAAAUAUGAAAUGCAUUUUUACAUUUUAACUCAUCCGGAUAACUUAUUACCUUUUGUGUGUCGUUUCUACGUGUCAGUCUCACAUAUCAAAUCUAAAUAAAUAAAUGAACAAG